Molecule: messenger RNA, 1638 nt
Organism: Penicillium vulpinum
Lineage: Eukaryota; Fungi; Ascomycota; Eurotiomycetes; Eurotiales; Aspergillaceae
Product: Major facilitator superfamily domain general substrate transporter
Exons: 1
Coding region: 1-1638 (545 amino acids)
Biological process (GO): transmembrane transport
Molecular function (GO): transmembrane transporter activity
Source: RefSeq, a predicted model, not a curated record
AUGGAGCAUCUGCCAGAGCGCCACCAACAUGAGGAUGUACCUGGAACUAUCCUCCUCGUUGAUGUAGCCCACGAUAACAAUUUAUCUGGCCAACGGAAAGGAAUAGUUCUACAACCACAACCCAGCACAGAUCCAAAUGACCCCCUCAAUCGAUCGCAACGAUGGAAAAAUCUCAACAUCGGCAUGGUAUGUUUAUACACAUUUGCUAUUGGAAUAUGCACGGCUGCACAAUUCUCCAUCAUGACACAAAUAUCUGAAUCCCAAAAAGUCAGUCUUGCGGACCUCAAUUUGGGCACUGGGUUGAUGCAGCUGAUGCAAGGGUGGGCAAAUCUUUUAUGGCAGCCUAUUGCCAUGACCUACGGCCGCAGGUUGGUCUACCUUGUAACCAUUGUGUUCUCCAUUGGGCCAGUUCUAUGGGUGCCGCUGGCUCAUGGUGCCAGCCAGUGGUACGCACACCGCGUUCUUCUGGGACUAUUCUGCUCGUCCGUAGAGUCUCUACCAGAAUUGUCCGUCCAGGAUAUCUUCUUCGCCCAUGAACGAGGAAACUAUAUGGCCCUAUAUACUUUUGUCCUGUUCGGAUCAAACUUCAUUGCUCCCUUUCUCGCGGGGUUCAUAGCAGAUGGCUUGAACUGGAAAUGGGUUAUGUACCUUGCAACCAUCUUUUUGGGCAUAUGUGCACUGAUCCUAUUCUUUUUCAUGGAGGACUCUAUCUACUUCCGAAACACAGUCGAGAGCGGGGUCCAGCAAUAUGAGAUUAUCCCGGCGGAUGACAAUGGAGAGCAAGGAACUACUGCUACAGAGCGACUCGAGACUCGGGCAGCCACAACGCUAGGUGAGACUAUUAUGUCCACAGAUCUGAAACCUCGUCGGCGGAGACUGGCGUUGGUUACAAUGUUGCCAGGUCGUCCAACUCAUAAGCAAAUGGCAAUGAAGAGCUGGCAGUCGAUAAAAAUUCCUUUCUACUUUCCUAAUAUUCUCUGGGCCGGUCUCUUAUACGGAUCAAACUUAGCGCUUUAUAGCGUGAUUAAUGCGACAAUUUCGAGUAUUCUGGGAUCCACGCCCUACAACUUCCCUCCGACAAUGGUUGGUGUUGCUUAUCUAUCCCCUUUCGUCUUCGGUGGCGCUGCAUCCCUUUGGGCGGGAAAGAUUUCAGAUUCUCUCGCAAUCACACUGGCAAAGCGCAAUGGAGGUGUCCGGGAACCAGAGCAUAGGCUGUGGGGUCUUCUAUUGUCUGCACCUAUUGCUGCAGGAGGGCUGCUCAUGUGGGGAGUAGGGGCUAGUCAAGAGGCACAUUACAUGGUUUUGAUCAUCGGUAUCGGUGUCACCACCUUUGGAGUCGUUUGCGCAAGUGCGAUAUCUUUGGCAUACGCCGUCGAUUGUUUCAAAGAAAUGGCCGGUGAAUCCUUUGUUUCCAUCAAUAUCAUCCGGAAUACAAUAGGGUUCAGCUUCAGCUACGCCAUUACGCCGUGGAUCGAAGCAGUGGGUCUUCGAAACUGUUUUAUCUCGGUGUCAUUGAUUUCGUUCUUUUGUACAUAUACAUUCCUUGGUGUUGUUGUCUGGGGAAAGUCAUGGAGGAGGAUGUCUGCAGAUCGAUAUUGGCAAUUCGUUGCUACGGAGAGAGAGAUGGCUCACGCAUAG